AUUAUACAAUCGGUCAGUUUAAUAGAAUCCUCAUUAUACAGUCUGGGCGAAUCAGCUGUGGGCGUCGGUUUUACACUAUUUAGUAAUCCUGAUGUUCUUUGGCUGAAAACGACGGAGAUACUACCAUAAACACUUGAAUUAAACACACGUGUUGUCUGUCAUGCGUGGAAGUUGUUCCAAGUGGCUCUGAACCACUGCAGACCUUGUUCGCACGCGGAAGUGUGUGUCCACUUCGAAAAGUGAGACGGUGCCCUGAUUAAAAUUCGUAAAAUGUGGAUCAUUGUAGCAAUCAGUUGUGCGGCUCUAGCUGCAUUCCUAUACAAAUAUGUGUUCCGUACAUCCGGACCAAAUCCUUUCGAUAUCGACACUCGUGCGCCGCUUAAACCACUGGUCACCCAAAAGAAGGAGAAAAACAAAGUUCUGAAGCAGGGUUUCUUGGCCAGUAAAGUACCUGAGAAACUAGAUGCGAUUGUCAUUGGCAGUGGAAUUGGUGGUCUUGGGGUGGCGGUGCUGCUUGCUAAGGUUGGAAAGCGGGUCCUGGUUCUGGAGCAACAUGAUCGGGCUGGAGGCUGCUGCCACACCUUUACAGAGAAAGGCUUUGAGUUUGACGUGGGUAUCCACUACAUCGGGGACCUGUUGGAACAUAAGCCAUUCCGCUGCAUGCUUGACCAGCUGACCAAUGGUCAGYUGCAGUGGGAGCCGCUGGACAACCCCUUUGAUCAGGUGGUGCUGGGCCCUCCUGGAAACAGGCGCACCUACCCCAUCUACAGCGGCAGGAACCGUUUCCCUGACGAGCUGAAGAAGUUAUUUCCUGGGGAGGAGGCGGCCAUCGAUGAGUACAUGAGGCUGGUCAAGAAAGCAGGACACAACAUUUGGUUCCUGGGUCUGCUGAAGCUCAUUCCUCUCCCCCUGGCCAAGUUCCUGGUGUACACGGGCCUGGCCAAUCGUCUGUCAUUCUUCUUCCGCAUGGCGUCUCGCAGCGUGACAGAGGUGGUCAACGAGCUGACUAAGAACAAUGACCUCAGGGUCAUSUUCAGCUACAUCUUUGGCACUUACGGUAACAUGCCCAAGGAUGCCAGCUUCUCCAUGCACAGCCUGAUGGUCUGCCACUACCUGACUGGCGCCUGGUACCCAAUAGGAGGAGCCAGUGAGAUCGCCUACCACAUGAUCCCUAUCGUUGAGAAAGCCGGGGGGGCCGUGCUCGUCCGCGCCCCAGUCAACCGCAUCCUGUUCAACGACAACAAGGAGGCUAUUGGUGUGAGCGUGAUGAAGGGUCAGGAGGAGAUCCAUGUGCUUGCUCCAAUGGUCAUCUCYAACGCCGGCAUCUUCAACACCUACCAGCAGCUGCUGCCUAAGGAACUCCAGGCCAUGCCAGCCAUCCAGAAGCAGCUUGGUAUGAUGAAAAACGGGGCGGGAGGUCUGAGCAUCUUCCUGGGCCUGACUGGAACCAAGGAGGACCUGGGCCUCAAAGCAGACAACUACUGGAUCUUCACGGAGCACAACAUGGAUGAACUGGUUGAGACCUAUCUGAAGGGGAACAGGGAGGAGUCAGCGAAAAGUGUUCCCAUGCUCUUUGUGGCCUCUCCAUCAGCCAAAGAUCCCACCUGGGAGGAACGAUCACCAGGCAAGUCCACCCUGAGUCUGGUGAGCUUYGCUAACUAUGAGUGGUUUGAGGAGUGGAAGGAUGACAAGGUGACCAACAGAGGGACUGAUUACAAGGAGCUGAAGCAGAUAUUCUGUGACUCGAUUCUGGAGGUGGUGAUGAGUGUCUUCCCCAAGAUUACCAGGGACAAGGUUGAGUUCAUCGAGGCUGGAACACCCAUAACAAACACACACUACAUUGGAGCCCCGAAAGGGGAGAUCUAUGGAGCAGACCAUGGCACAGCUCGUUUCAGCGCUGAGUGCAAUGCCACYGUGAGGCCCCAGACACCCCUGAAGAACCUUUACCUCACAGGUCAGGAUGUGUUUGUGUGUGGCUUUGCUGGUGCACUGGCUGGGGCUCUCACCUGUGGUUCUGUCAUCCUCAACCGUAACCUGCACCUGGAUGCCAUUGCUCUGGCCAAGAAGACCAAACGUSUCGACACUAAGAAGUUGAAGUAACACGCUACUGACCACCUCCCUCAACCCAUUGUUGCGCCGGGUGAAGUUUCCCUUAAGUACAGRUCUAGGAUCAACUUCCUCUCCCCCAAUCCACAUUAUUGGGGGAAAAUGCCCAAGAUCAGCAUCUAGGGGCAACUUCAUCCUACUCCACCCAACUCACCAAAGCUACAAUAACACAAGCCCWGGGACAGGCUUCAAUCUCUGGUCCUACAGUCAACACAGUGAACAGAUGCCUCAAGAUGGUUACUGUGUGUUUGAGUGUGUAACUAUUCUUAUCAAUGAGUGUAGAKAACUCUGCUCUCUCUCACUUAAGGGAAAACAAAAUUGAAAGUCGAGGAAUCUUUCAAUCAAAUGUAUUUUAUAAAGCCCUUACAUCAGCUGAUGUCAAAGUGCUGUAUAGAAACUCAGCCUAAAACC
This is a messenger RNA of Salvelinus sp. IW2-2015, 2517 nucleotides long. Its product is annotated as all-trans-retinol 13,14-reductase. The record is from RefSeq and is a predicted model, not a curated record. Gene Ontology annotation, biological process: retinol metabolic process. Gene Ontology annotation, cellular component: endoplasmic reticulum membrane. Gene Ontology annotation, molecular function: all-trans-retinol 13,14-reductase activity. Lineage: Eukaryota; Metazoa; Chordata; Actinopteri; Salmoniformes; Salmonidae.